AUGUUACUGGUAGUCGUCCGUGCAGGGCUUGAUAUUCCCGAACGGUUUUGGGGGUCUUAUCGACCCGGCGUCUACUUUGGGAUGAAGCAUCGAAGUCCAAAGUCCUUGCUCACUGGGUUCAUGUGGCUCCUCCCUUCUCUAGUCAGGCCAGGAGAACCCAACUUACGGCACUUGUGCGAACAAGGUGACGGCCUAACGAAGUACGGCUGGGUUGAGCAUGACGGCGUAAACUUUGGGGUUCAGGAAAUCAUUGAUCAUCACAUGAAAUUGACAACGUCUUUCGUUAAAGCUCAUCACGGGAAGAAAGGUGGCGAUUGGACGUCACGAAUCGAAGUUCAACCUCUGGCGACUACAAAUCAUCCCCAGUCGACCACGAAGGAGGAAGUCGUGCUCCUCUACUACGUCGCUUUGGAAGCCGGCAUGGGUGGGAAUCUCGUUCCCGAAUAUUACGGCGACAUUCUCAAAUCCGUCGAAGGUUACACGCCCGAGUUGGGAAAGUUCACGAUAAAGUUCAUCAACAACAAUAACGUUUUAAAGUCUUCAUUUAUCCAAACAAGUCUGGAUUCCAUGACUGCCGCUUCAAACACCGUGCUCUCGAGCAUGGCGACCACCUCGGUUUCCGAAAAGCAGUGGUUGUUCUUCCUCAAAAAUAGGAAUCAGCCAGACUCGAACCCUCAAAACUUUCUUGUUUAUCAGGUUCACGUCAAGGGUCACUUUAGUAUGGACAUUGUAUACGAGUCUGAAAGCGGGGUCGUCCCUUCCAAGAAACUUUUAUCGGGGGACAUGUACAGCGAAAUGUUGCAAUCGUACAGGGACCGAUUUUCCGACAAGUUCGAGACGACCUUUCACCUGGAGAAGAAAGGCUUUAAUAAAACCUCGAUUCACUUUGCCAAAGCUGCCCUUAGCAACCUCAUCGGAGGGAUUGGUUACUUCCACGGCCAUUCGAAAGUCCAGUCGCCUUACAACUCUGCCCCUGUGCCGUACUGGACGUCCAGUCUGUACACGGCCGUCCCCUCGAGAAGCUUCUUCCCCCGCGGGUUCCUCUGGGACGAGGGCUUCCAUCUCCUCCUCAUCAACAAGUGGAACCCUGAAAUCUCCAUCGACAUCAUUUCCCACUGGCUCGACAUGAUGAACACGGAAGGCUGGAUCCCCCGAGAACAGAUUCUUGGCGACGAGGCCUUGUCCCGAGUCCCGGAGGAGUUUGUCGUCCAACGGAACGACGUCGCCAAUCCUCCCACGCUCAUCAUGGCGGUGUUCGACCUCAUCCAACGCCACCGCGAAUGGCUCCUGAUCAAUCAUAAGGCCACCUUGCAGCGAAUGUGGCCCCGCUUGUCGACCUGGUACCAGUGGCUGAAUAAGACCCAGAUGGGAGAGACGCCCUUCACUUAUCGGUCGGGUGGGCUAAAUGCUUUCUGGCGAGGUCGAAAUGCUUCCACCCUGCGGGAACUCAAUCCCAAAACGUUAGCCUCCGGGUUGGACGAUUACCCCCGAGCGUCCCACCCCACCGAGGACGAGCGCCACUUGGACCUCCGCUGUUGGAUGUCUCUCUGUUCUAAACUGAUGGGCGAGCUGGCCGAACUUUUGGACUAUGACGCCACCCGGUUUCGCUACACAUAUGAAAAGCUCACGGAUCAAGACCUCCUCGACAAGCUCCACUGGUCACCGAAACUCGGAGCUUAUACCGAUUAUGGAAACCAUUCAGAUAAAGUCGUACUAAAACAAGCACCCGUCAUUCCCCCGAAAAGCGGGCAACGUCCGGUCCAACCUCAAGAAAAGGUUCGGCACGCCGUGCAACCACCGGAACUCGGUUUUGUCAACAUGUUCGGCUACGUCAGCUUGUUCCCCUUGAUUUUGGGGAUUUUGAAACCCGACUCGCCCACCUUCACGGCCACCCUGGACAAGUUGGAUAACCCCAAAUUGCUCUGGACCCCGUACGGGCUUCGUUCCCUGGCCGCCAAUGCGCCCCUGUACAACAAGCGGAACACGGAGCAUGACCCGCCCUACUGGCGAGGCCCCGUCUGGAUCAACGUCAACUUCCUCACGCUCAAAGCCCUGCAUGACUACUCGAAAAUGGGCGGAAGUGGGGCCGUCUUGGCGAAGGAGAAGUAUCACAAGUUACGGGAGAACGUGGUCAAUAACGUGGUCAGUCAGUACCACAAGACGGGCUACGUUUGGGAGCAGUACGACGACGCGACAGGGAAAGGGAAGGGUUGCCGACCCUUCACCGGCUGGUCGUCGCUCGUUGUUCUGAUGAUGGCGGAAGAAUAUUGA
Messenger RNA from Folsomia candida, 2271 nucleotides. Its product is annotated as mannosyl-oligosaccharide glucosidase-like. The record is from RefSeq and is a predicted model, not a curated record. The transcript is spliced from 9 exons. Gene Ontology annotation, molecular function: Glc3Man9GlcNAc2 oligosaccharide glucosidase activity. Lineage: Eukaryota; Metazoa; Arthropoda; Collembola; Entomobryomorpha; Isotomidae. Gene Ontology annotation, cellular component: endoplasmic reticulum membrane. Bases 1 to 2271 code for a protein of 756 amino acids. Gene Ontology annotation, biological process: oligosaccharide metabolic process; protein N-linked glycosylation.